AUGUCAGUGGUAGGCAUUGAUGUGGGUUUCCAAAACUGUUACAUCGCUGUGGCCAGGAGCGGUGGCAUUGAAACCAUAGCCAAUGAAUACAGUGACAGAUGCACACCGGCUUGUGUGUCUUUGGCUUCUAAAAACCGCAUGAUUGGAAAUGCAGCAAAAAGUCAAGUUAUUACAAACUUCAAAAAUACAGUUCACGGCUUCAAAAAAUUCCAUGGCAGAGCAUUUGACGACCCUUUUGUCCAAACGGAAAAACCGAAACUGCCUUACAGCUUACAUAAGCUGGCUAAUGGAAACACUGGCAUUAAGGUGCGAUAUUUGGAUGAGGAUAAAGUGUUCACAGCUGAGCAGAUAACUGGGAUGCUGCUUACCAAACUGAAGGAGACAGCAGAGAGCGCCUUGAAAAAGCCAGUAGUGGACUGUGUCAUUUCUGUCCCAAGUUUUUUCACGGAUGCUGAAAGGCGAUCUGUGUUUGAUGCAACUCAGAUUGCAGGGCUGAACUGUUUACGGCUAAUUAAUGAUACCACGGCAGUUGCUUUGGCCUAUGGGAUCUACAAACAGGACCUUCCUACUCCAGAAGAGAAGCCCAGAAAUGUGGUAUUUGUGGACAUGGGCCAUUCCUCAUUUCAGGUCUCCAUCACAGCCUUCAACAAAGGCAAACUUAAGGUCCUGGCCACGGCUUUUGACCCGUACCUCGGUGGGCGUAAUUUUGACGAGGCAUUGGUAGAGUACUUCUGUGAGGAGUUCAAGGGGAAGUACAAGCUGAACGUGAAGGACAACCCGAGGGCUCUGCUGCGGCUUCAUCAGGAGUGUGAGAAACUGAAGAAGCUCAUGAGUGCCAACUCCUCCGACCUGCCUCUGAACAUAGAGUGUUUCAUGAAUGACAUUGACGUUUCCAGCAGGAUGAACAGGGGACAUUUUGAAGAUAUGUGUGCUCAGUAUCUGAUGAGGGUGGAGCUACCAGUGAAAGCAGCCCUUGAACAAUCAAAGCUGAGCCGGGACGACAUCUAUGCAGUGGAAAUAGUUGGAGGAGCCACAAGAAUUCCAGCCAUUAAAGAAAGAAUCUCUAAAUUCUUCUGCAAAGAUGUCAGCACCACACUUAACGCAGAUGAAGCCGUCGCUAGAGGCAGUGCACUGCAGUGUGCGAUUUUGUCACCAGCAUUUAAGGUACGGGAGUUCUCAAUCACUGAUGUGGUUCCUUUUCCUAUUACUCUGCGCUGGAAAUCACCUACGGAAGACGGAUUGGGAGAGUGUGAAGUGUUCAGUAAAAAUCAUGCUGCUCCAUUUUCCAAAGUGAUAACCUUCCACAAAAAGGAGCCCUUUGACCUUGAAGCCUUCUACAGCAACCCACAAGAUCUGCCGUAUUCAGAUCACAGGAUAGGAUGCUUUUCUGUCCAGAAUGUGGUUCCCCAGCCAGAUGGCGACAGCUCCAAAGUGAAAGUCAAAGUGCGUGUCAAUGUCCAUGGCAUCUUCAGUGUGUCCAGUGCGUCUCUUAUUGAGAAGCAGAAAGGAGAAGGCGAAGACAUGCAAAUUGACUCAGAGCCAAUGGUGCAGAAUGAAGGCAGAGCAGAGGACCAGACCAAAAUGCAGGUCGACCAGGAUGGCCAGAACCAGGGAGACCAGCAGAACGAUGAUAACAGCUCCUGUAGUAAGGACGGAGCUGCAGGUGAAAAGCAAGACCCAACAGCAGUUGGAAAUAAGCCCAAAGUCAAGGUGAAGAGUAUUGAUCUGCCCAUCAUGGCCAAAAACAUUCGACAGCUUGACAGUGAUGUCCUAAACAACUUUGUGGAGUAUGAGCGCCAGAUGAUUAUCCAGGACAAACUGGUAAAAGAGCAGAAUGAUGCUAAAAAUGCUGUGGAGGAGUACGUGUAUGAUCUGCGAGAUAAGCUUUGUGGAGUGUAUGAAAAGUAUAUCACUGAGGAGGACAGUAACCGACUUACACUAAUGCUGGAAGACACAGAGAACUGGCUGUAUGAGGAUGGAGAGGACCAACCCAAACAAGUCUAUGUGGAUAAACUAGAUGCCCUCAAGAGGUUGGGUCAGCCCAUUCAGGACCGGCACAGAGAACAUGAGGACCGGCCAAGGGGGUUUGAAGAGUUAGGAAAGAAACUGCAACUCUACAUGAAAGCUGUGGAUUCCUACAAACAGAAGGAUGAGCGAUACUUGCAUUUGAGUGUAGAGGAAAUGAGCACUGUAGAGAAAAGCGUAAAUGAAGGCAUGGGCUGGAUGAACAACAAGAUGAAUGCACAGAGUAAACUCGCUAUUACUCAAGAUCCCAUUGUUAAAGUAGCAGACAUCAUUGCCAAAAUACAGGAACUUGAUGAUAUAUGCAAUCCAGUGAUCAACAGGCCAAAACCCACUGUGGAGGAGGCUCCUGAAGUGAAUGACCAGAACACUGGAGCUCAUAAUAGUCCAACAGCCAAACAAGGAGCAGAAGGGAAGGGAGAGACCAAAGGAAGCCAGCAAACAAAAUCUGGCACAAAGGAGAUGGAAGUGGACUGAGAGCAAUGUCUGACAAGCAAACUCUGCAACCAUCGCUGCAUUUACCUUCACCGACCAUUUAGAUAGUAGAAACAUGAAUACCUGGGACCAUUUCUCAACCAUCAUUACCCACUUCUGUGGAUUUGUUUUUUUUUUUGUGUCCCCUGGUGGACUUGACCUUUUAGGGCUUUUUUGUUUUUACCUUUUUCAUCCUUAUGUGUGAUGAUGGCGUGCAUUGUUCUCUCAAAGGUUUGACAUACUUAAUAAAUGAAACAAUGAUGCAAUAGAUUAAACUCAGAUUCUGAUGAAAAACUGUACCAUACAGGAAAGUAUGCUUUUUUUUGGUUGCAUCCCUUGAUUCCAGCAGUGAAUCCUGUCACUCACAAGACAUAACAGUACUGUCCAAACAGUUGCAAUUGCAGGCCUAUUCAUUUGUAUGCAAUAAUACAAAUUAUUUAUAUUUGUAUAUUAAUAAGUUUAAAAUGCUGUUCAUGUUUAGAAACUGUAAAUUCUAUUUUAGUAAAUAAAAGCAGUCAACAUAUAUAAUAUAUGUACAUAAAGGACACAUUCCUAGUGUUAAUGCUUGAUACACCAGAUCUCUUUAGUAAGUGACUGGUUGCCUAUUUCCUUUCUGAUUUUCUUGCAUUUUUCCAUAUUUAAGUCCUGGGAUUUAAAAUGGCAAAAAUAAAUACAUUUGUCUGUAA
This is a messenger RNA of Sphaeramia orbicularis (orbiculate cardinalfish), 3182 nucleotides long. It is a transcript of the gene hspa4l, whose product is annotated as heat shock protein 4 like. The record is from RefSeq and is a predicted model, not a curated record. Gene Ontology annotation, biological process: protein folding. NCBI's taxonomy places the organism in Eukaryota, Metazoa, Chordata, Actinopteri, Kurtiformes, Apogonidae. Gene Ontology annotation, molecular function: ATP-dependent protein folding chaperone; ATP binding. Gene Ontology annotation, cellular component: nucleus; cytosol. Bases 1 to 2499 code for a protein of 832 amino acids. The transcript is spliced from 19 exons.